Molecule: messenger RNA, 285 nt
Organism: Perkinsus marinus ATCC 50983
Lineage: Eukaryota; Perkinsozoa; Perkinsida; Perkinsidae
Product: ribosomal protein s2, eukaryotic and archaeal form, putative
Exons: 1
Coding region: 1-285 (94 amino acids)
Source: RefSeq, a predicted model, not a curated record
AUGCUACGUGGUAAGAUCCCUCGUGGUGUUGAAUGGGAAGUUAUGGUUGAUUCCUUCUUCUGGAGAGAUCCUGAAGAGAUCGAACGUCAAGAGCGUAUGGCUGCUGAGGCUGCUGCCUAUGAGGCUUCUAAGAACACUAUGGUCGAGGCUACUGGUAUGGCUGCUGCUACUGCUACUACUGGUGUUGAGGGUACUGCUGCUAAUGCUGCUUACUUCGAGGAGGGUGAGGAAUGGACUGGAGCUACUGGUGGUGAUUGGGCUGCUGCCAGUGCUGAUCAAUGGUAA